Molecule: messenger RNA, 848 nt
Organism: Camelina sativa (false flax)
Lineage: Eukaryota; Viridiplantae; Streptophyta; Magnoliopsida; Brassicales; Brassicaceae
Source: RefSeq, a predicted model, not a curated record
AAAAAGCCUAUUUCACAAAUAUGAAUGCAUUCUUUUUAUUCUUGCAUGUUGUAAAGUACUUUUUGUAUAAUUAUCAAGACAGAAGUAUAUAGUCUUGAAGAAGUAUAUCAGUCCAAUGCACACACUCUUACCAAACCACCUCACCAAAUUUUCAACUUUCUUUGCCAAACGUCUAACUAGAGAAUCUUCCCAAACCUCUCUUUUUAUUCGAUUCUCCGGGACAAGAAAAAAAUAAACAUAUAACAACUCUGAGCAUGACGGAGAAAACUCACCGUGUAAAGGCUCUCGUGGUCACUAUAUUCACGGCGAUGGCGUUUCUGACGUUUCCUAUGAUCGUAAACGCCUCAGAUCAUUCUUCAACCAAUAGAAAACUCGAAGAGGAUCCUAUUAAAUGCACACCUUGUCUCCAAAACAUUCCUCCUCCCUCACCUCCACCACCAUCGCCUCCACCGCCGUCCCUGGCCUGUCCUCCUCCGCCACGUCCACCUUCGCCGCCGAAGAAGUCUUACUGCCCGCCACCUCCGUCUACUUACAUAUACAUGACGGGUCCACCCGGUGAGUUGUAUCCCGUUGAUCAGCAAUUUGGAGCGGCUGCUGGUAAAAGCUUCACGGUGGUGAAGAUCUCGGGACUGAUCGCAUUUGGAGUUAUGAGUUUCUUGAUGAGGAUGAACUAAUAAUGAUGUUUCGUUGUUCAGAUAAACUCUUAAUUAAUUAUUAUCCAAGAAAUAUUAUCGAUUGUGCAUUAAUUUAUCAUUUAUGUUAGGAUCAAUUAUGUUUCACCAUAUUUCGUUGUACCAAAAUUUAUAAUGAAACUUGAUUAUAUAAUAUGACUAAUUUAAAUUUAUUUU